This is a messenger RNA of Arachis ipaensis, 5102 nucleotides long. NCBI's taxonomy places the organism in Eukaryota, Viridiplantae, Streptophyta, Magnoliopsida, Fabales, Fabaceae. The record is from RefSeq and is a predicted model, not a curated record.
CUCCUUUCACUGAGUGACUGUACUGAGGCAUUGCAACUGCAUCUGUGAUAGGGCCACUUUUCUUAAAGUUUCUUUGGGACUUUUAUUUAUUUAUUCAUUCAGAAUUUCAGAUACAUACACUUUGGAAUCUUACAUGAUUCUUCUUUCUGUUGCUACCUUUUUUAUUUUCAGUUCUUGUGACUCUGCAUAUGCAUAUGCAUGCACUAACAACAACUUACACUCUCACUGAAUCACAUGCUCACAAGAUUUUGCUGGUUUUGAGAAGAAAAGAGAAUAAUGGAGAGUUUCUGGAGCAUGUUUUGUGGGGAAUCUGGUUGUUCAGGAAAUCCUUAUUGCAGUUAUGAUUUCAAGUUUUUGAAGGAUCCUUCCUCAUGUAUCAACCAUUUUCUGAUCUUAUGCAUUCAUGUGUUGCUUCUCAUCAUGAUCUCAUCAAUCACCAUGUUUCACAAGCCCUCUCCACUGAAAAAACAGCAUCAUCAUGGACAAAGCUAUUCAAGAUUGCAGCUAGUUUCUGCCAUAGCCAAUGGCUCUUUGGGCUUGGUACAUUUGAUCUCAGGAUUCUGGUUCCUAGAAGAGAAUCUGAGAAAAACCAGAACUGUUUUCCCUCUUGAUUGGUGGUUUCUUGAAUUCAUUCAAGGGUUGUCAUGGUUGUUUGUAGGAUUAACAAUGAGUCUUAGGGUGAAACAACUUCCAAGAACAUGGUUAAGGCUGAUUUCUGUUCUUAUUUUCUUGAUUUCUGGAAUUCUUUGUGCUUUGUCCUUGUUCUAUGCAGUUAGUAGCAGAGGAAUUUCCCUGAAAGUUGUUUUGGAUGUUCUAUCUUUUGGCGGCGCAAUUUCAUUGCUACUAUGCAGUUACAAGGAAUCUAAGCAUAGAGACUUUGAAGGAGAAGAAAAUUAUGAAAGCCUUUACAUGCCUUUAAAUGAUGAAUCCAUGUCCAACUCAAUUGAUUCUGAUUCUGUUAGCUCUGUCACACUAUUUUCUGGAGCCGGAAUCUUCAGUUGGAUGUCAUUUUGGUGGUUGAAUCCAUUGAUGAAAAGAGGAAAACAGAAAACACUUCAGGAACAAGACAUUCCCAAGCUCCGUGAGGCCGACCGAGCCGAAAGCUGUUACUUUCAGUUCCAAGAACAAUUGAACAAGCAGAAGAUGAAAGAACAAUCAGCACAGCAGCCAUCACUCUUGAAAACAAUAAUUAUGUGCCAUUGGAAAGAGAUUCUGAUCUCAGGAUUCUUUGCAUUGCUGAAGGUGAUAACUCUCUCUUGUGGACCUCUGCUUCUAAAUUCCUUUAUACUUGUUGCUGAGGGUAAUGAGAGUUUCAAAUAUGAAGGUUAUGUAUUGGCCAUAUCAUUGGUCAUUACAAAGAUCAUAGAAUCUUUAUCCCAAAGGCAAUGGUACUUCAGAACAAGACUAAUUGGUUUGAAAGUUAGAUCACUGCUUAUUGCAGCUAUUUAUCAGAAGCAACUAAGACUAUCCAAUGCUGCUAGAUUGGUGCAUUCUGGUGGUGAGAUCAUGAAUUAUGUGAAUGUGGAUGCUUAUAGAAUUGGAGAAUUUCCCUAUUGGUUUCACCAGACAUGGACCACCAGUGUUCAGCUUUGUAUCGCCUUAGUAGUACUUUUUCGCGCCGUUGGGCUCGCCACAUUCGCUUCCUUGGCAGUGAUACUUCUCACCGUGCUUUGCAACACUCCACUUGCAAAGUUACAGCACAAGUUCCAGAGGAAACUUAUGGUGGCGCAAGACGAGAGAUUGAAGGCUACUUCUGAGGCUCUUGUGAAUAUGAAGGUGCUGAAGCUAUAUGCCUGGGAAACCAAUUUCAGAAAUGCCAUUGAAAGAUUGAGGAAUGUUGAGCUCAAAAGACUUUCUGUAGUGCAAUUGAGGAAAGCAUAUAGCAACUUUCUCUUUUGGGCCUCACCUGUUUUGGUAUCUGCUGCAUCCUUUGGAGCAUGCUACCUUCUUGGUGUUCCUCUACAUGCCAACAAUGUUUUCACUUUCGUCGCGACUCUGCGCCUCGUUCAAGAUCCUAUUAGAACCAUCCCUGAUGUUAUUGGGGUGGUGAUCCAAGCAAAAGUUGCAUUCUCAAGGAUUUUGAAAUUCCUUGAGGCACCUGAACUAGACAACCAAAGUUUCAGGAAGAAGCAUUUUAGCGAAAACAUGAGAGGUUCGAUUUCAAUAAAGUCUGCUGAGUUUUCAUGGGAAGGUAAUGGAUCAAAACCAACUCUGAAGAACAUAAAUUUGGAGGUUAGAGCAGGGCAAAAUGUGGCUAUCUGUGGAGAAGUUGGCUCUGGAAAAUCAACCCUCUUAGCUGCAAUUCUCAGAGAAGUUCCCAUUACUCACGGAACUAUUGAAGUUUAUGGAAAGUUUGCCUAUGUUUCUCAAACUGCAUGGAUACAGACAGGUACAAUAAGGGAUAACAUAUUGUUUGGAUCAGCAAUGGAUGCUGAAAAGUAUCAAGAAACACUUCACAGGUCUUCACUGAUGAAGGACCUUGAGCUUUUUCCCCAUGGUGAUCUCACUGAGAUAGGGGAAAGAGGGGUUAACCUGAGUGGAGGCCAGAAGCAACGGAUUCAGCUCGCUCGCGCUCUUUACCAGAAUGCUGAUAUAUACCUCUUGGAUGAUCCAUUCAGUGCUGUUGAUGCACAUACUGCCACAAACUUAUUCAAUGUAAUUUCCAACUUCUUCACUUCAGUCUUCACAAAUUGUAAUCAUAGGUUCAUUUCUCUUGGUAGAAUGAAGAAUGUCUUUGAAACUUUGCAGGAUUACAUCAUGGAAGGACUUGCAGGGAAGACAGUCUUGCUUGUCACUCAUCAAGUUGAUUUUCUUCCAGCAUUUGAUUCUGUUUUGUUGAUGGCAGAGGGGAAAAUCCUACAAGCUGCUCCUUAUCACCAUCUCUUGAACUCAAGCAAAGAAUUUCAGGAUCUUGUCCAGGCUCACAAAGAAACCGCCGGAUCGGACAGGCUCGUGGAUGCUACUUCUUCUUCUAACAGACUUACACACAAUCCUGGGGAGAUAAGGAAAACAUAUGUAGAGAAUCAGUUGGAAACUUCACGUGGCGAGCGCGAUCAAUUGAUCAAGCAAGAAGAAAGAGAAGAAGGAGACAGGGGAUUGAAGCCAUACUUACAGUAUCUGAAUCAAAACAAAGGAUAUUUGUACUUCUCUGUGGCUGCACUUUCUCACCUCUCAUUUGUGAUUGGCCAGACAUUGCAGAACUGGUGGAUGGCUGAUAAAGUUGAUGAUUCUAAUGUCAGCACAUUGCAUCUGAUUGUUGUCUACUUGUUGAUUGGAUUUGCUUCAACAUUUUUCUUGUUGAUUAGAAGCCUUGUAGCAGUUGCUUUGGGCCUUCAAUCAUCAAAAUCUAUGUUCUUACAGCUUUUGAAUUCCCUCUUCCGCGCGCCGGUGUCCUUCUAUGACUCCACACCAUUAGGAAGAAUUCUUAGUAGGGUCUCCUCUGAUCUGAGCAUUGUGGAUCUUGAUGUUCCAUUUAGCCUUGUUUUCGCAGUGGGAGCUACUAACACUUGCUAUGCCAAUCUUAUAGUCUUAGCAGUCAUUACUUGGCAAGUGUUGUGUGUCUCUAUACCAAUGGUUUACAUAGCAAUUCGCUUGCAGAGCUACUACUUUGCCACUGCAAAAGAAUUGAUGCGGAUGAAUGGCACAACAAAAUCCUAUGUAGCUAAUCAUUUAGCCGAAUCUGUUGCCGGGGCUGCGACGAUAAGGGCUUUCGAGGAAGAACACAGGUUUUUCAUGAAGAAUCUUGAUCUCAUUGAUGUGAAUGCAAGCCCUUUCUUCCACAGCUUUGCAGCAAAUGAGUGGCUGAUGCUACGCUUAGAAACAAUCAGUGCAGUUGUUUUUGCAGCCGCAGCACUUUCCAUGGUGGUGCUUCCACCAGGGACUUUCACCUCAGGAUUCAUUGGCAUGGCUCUAUCAUAUGGACUUUCAUUAAACUCGUCCCUAGUAUUUGCAAUUCAAAAUCAAUGCACUGUAGCAAACCAGAUAAUCUCAGUGGAGAGGCUAAACCAAUACAUGUAUAUAGCAAGCGAGGCACCAGAAGUUAUACAAGAAAAUCGUCCUCCUCCCAAUUGGCCUAUUAAGGGAAAAGUACAAAUUCAUAAUUUGCAGAUAAGAUACAGGGAAAGUGCACCGCUUGUACUACGUGGAAUCACGUGCACGUUUGAAGGAGGGCACAAGAUUGGAAUAGUUGGAAGAACAGGGAGUGGAAAAUCUACAUUAAUAGGUGCAUUGUUCCGGCUGGUGGAGCCAGCAGGUGGAAGGAUCAUAGUUGAUGGGAUUGAUAUUUCUUCAAUUGGACUCCAUGAUUUGAGGUCACGUUUUGGUAUCAUACCUCAGGAUCCUACUCUCUUCAAUGGCACUGUUAGAUACAAUUUGGACCCUUUAUCUCACCACUCUGAUCAUGAUAUUUGGCAGUGUUGGUUGCAUGUGAAGGUUCUUGGAAAGUGCCAGUUGCUAGAAGUUGUGAAAGAGAAAGAAGGCGGCUUAGACUCUUCGGUUGUUGAAGCUGGGGCGAACUGGAGCAUGGGACAACGGCAACUGUUCUGUUUGGGGCGUGCACUUCUGAGGAGAAGUAAGAUUUUGGUGCUGGAUGAAGCAACUGCAUCAAUUGAUAAUGCAACUGAUUUGAUUCUGCAGAAAACCAUCAGAACCGAGUUUGCAGAUUGUACUGUAAUCACAGUUGCACAUAGGAUUCCAACUGUCAUGGAUUGCACCAAGGUCGCUGCUAUCAGUGAUGGAGAAUUGGUUGAGUAUGAUGAGCCCAUGAACUUGAUGAAGCAAGAAGGAUCAUUGUUUGGACAACUUGUUAAGGAAUAUUGGUCUCAUUUUCAGUCUGCAGAAUCUCACUGAAGCUAGCUAUCUAGAAGUAGAAACCUUGUUUUGAUGCAGCUUAAUUAUAUAUCUAUGUGUAGCUUUAAUUAAUUUGUGUUGUAUUAUUAGAAGGGUUCAACAAAGUAAAGUAGAAGAUUGAGUGUCUAAUUUAUUUUAUUUUAUAAUAAAAGGACAAGCUAUAUUAGUUGGGCCUACUGUUGUAAUUUUAGAAGAUAGAGAGCUGCAUUAUAAUGAUCACUUAUAUUUUGGUAGGAAAAGUUUCCAUUUAUUCC